This is a messenger RNA of Colletotrichum karsti, 1266 nucleotides long. Its product is annotated as extracellular exo-polygalacturonase. The coding region runs from base 1 to 1266 and encodes 421 amino acids. Gene Ontology annotation, biological process: carbohydrate metabolic process. Lineage: Eukaryota; Fungi; Ascomycota; Sordariomycetes; Glomerellales; Glomerellaceae. The record is from RefSeq and is a predicted model, not a curated record. Gene Ontology annotation, molecular function: polygalacturonase activity. The transcript has 5 exons.
AUGAAGUCCACCGUUAUCACACUUCCCUGUUUCGUUGCCAGCGCUCCAGCCGGCGGCGUUCAAGUCUCGACCGCUCGCCACCGGCCAAAAUGCACCGUCACCGCGAAUGGUAACCAGACGAGCGACGUCGACAACAUCCUAAAAGCCUUCGAGCGCUGCGGCAAGUCCGGGGACAUCAUCUUCCCCGAAGACCAGAACUACUGGAUCGACAAAAAGUUGAAUCCUGUCGUGAGAGACGUGAACAUCCAAUGGCGGGGAGAAUGGACGUUCUCGGACAACCUCACUUACUGGCGUUCCAACUCGUACUUCAUCGAGUUCCAGAACCACCGCGCGGGUUUCGUCCUGACCGGAGACGGCAUCCACAUCAACGGAUCCGGCACCGGGGGCAUCCACGGAAACGGCGACGUCUGGUAUACAGCCGAAGCGGGCGAGACCGUCGAGGGACGUCCGAUGCCCUUUGUCUUCUGGAACGUCAGCGACGUCACAGUCAAGAACUUCCACAUCAGACAGCCGCAGUUCUGGGCGUACAACAUCAUGAACGGGACGAACAUGUACUUCGAGAACAUCAGCAGCAACGCUACCGCGACGAAGGCGCCGAGCCGAUACAACUGGGUUCAAAACACGGAUGGCUUUGACACAAUGGACGCGCGCAAUAUCACCGUCAAAGGGUUCGAGUAUUCCGGCGGGGAUGAUUGCGUUGCCAUCAAGCCCCGAUCAUACAAUAUUCAUCUCGAGGACGUCACCUGUCACGGGGGCAACGGCAUUGCCGUCGGGAGUCUCGGCCAAUACCUCGAAGACUCAAGUGUGGAAGAUGUCGUGAUGAACAACCUCGUGCUCAAGCGAUCGUCGAUCGACCUGCGCUAUGGGGUCUACAUCAAGACCUGGAUCGGCGAGCUCGCGCCGCAAAUCCACUACGAGAACGCCGGGCAACCACGCGGCGGAGGUUGGGGCCGCGUGCGCAACGUCACCUUCUCCAACGUCUCAUACGAGCGAGUCAAUAACGCGCCGUCCAUCUACCAGAACAACGGCAACAACGGCUCGUUUGCGGGGACCAGCAACAUGGAGGUCUCGGACCUUGCGUUCCUCAACUUCACGGGCUCGUUGUCGGGCUCGACGAACAGAGUCAGUCUUACUUGCAGUAGUCGACACCCUUGCGGGAACAUCAGGUUCGAGGACAUUGACCUGCUCACGUCGGGUGGCACGACGACGAGCUGUACUGGGCAGUGGACCGUGCCGGAAACUGUUACUGGGCUCACAGGCUGCUGA